GUUCAUUCAUGGCCAUCAUUAAUUCAUUAGGGCGUCGUCACUGCCAGGCCUCAACCUCUUCUCCUCCUCCCUUCAACACCACCCCCAACGGACCCAACAAUUACCAUUAAAACCCAGCAUUUGUUGGCGGCGCUGUAAGGCCUCAGCUUUAUCAUAGAUCAAUGAAGCACAUUGUGAAGAUUAUGACAUUGCUGGUUGGCAUCUCUGCCUUAUGGUUUGGCCUCUUGAAGACAUAUGUGGUUCCAAGUAGCCAUACUUUAUUACUACCUAUCUAUUUUAUCAUGUGUCUUGGAUGCUAUGGCCUAUUAAUGGUUGGAGUUGGUCUGAUGCGGUUUCCAACUUGUCCUCAAGAAGCAUUGCUUUUGCAGCAGGACAUCAUUGAGGCCAAGGAUUAUUUGAAGCAAAGAGGGGUUGAUGUCGGUUCUGAAUGAUUUGGGGAAAAAUCACUUUGUUCAAUCUGCCAGUGGAGUGGGGAAUUGCCAUUUUUAGACAAAUAUUUUGCAGUGGCAUAUAUAUGGAUUUUUACUAAUCGUUUAUCAAGUGACCUCUUAGGCCUAUAUGUGAACAAAUUCCUUUUGCUUUCUUGCCCAAAGAAAAAGAAAGAAAAAAUGAAUCACUCUAUUGGUAGAGUUGUAAGAGUGAAAAAUUAUGUUAAUUUCCCUUUUUUCGGUUAUAGUAAGUACAGAAAAAAAUAAAGAGGAAGGGAACUUUUUUUAAUA
This is a messenger RNA of Alnus glutinosa, 719 nucleotides long. Its product is annotated as dolichol-phosphate mannose synthase subunit 3-like. Gene Ontology annotation, biological process: GPI anchor biosynthetic process. The coding region runs from base 162 to 431 and encodes 89 amino acids. The record is from RefSeq and is a predicted model, not a curated record. NCBI's taxonomy places the organism in Eukaryota, Viridiplantae, Streptophyta, Magnoliopsida, Fagales, Betulaceae. The transcript has 4 exons. Gene Ontology annotation, cellular component: dolichol-phosphate-mannose synthase complex; endoplasmic reticulum membrane.